GGUAUUUCAUAUAAGCUGGGGAGGGGGAAGGCAAACAUGAGACCUAAUGUAAAGGGAAGAAUCAAAAGCUGCAAGGGUGUUCCUUUUAUUGCCUGUUAUCAUGCAUCUGUCUGUUUGUAUCAUAAGGCUAAUAAGGCCAGAUGUGAUUUGACAAUCUCAUCUUUAGACCACUUUCACAAAGAUGUUUUUGCAUUGCAUUCAGUAUCUCACUGGAAUCACUUACUGAAACAGUUUACAUAAAAGACCAUGCACAAAAUCCAUGUGUUGCAGAGAUGGGACCCCACCCACUUCCCUCACCCGGCGUCCUGGAAGUCCUGUAAUGCUGAGAAUCCUGCUGGCACAUGCUGCUCUUUGCCAUGGGACUUUCUCUAAUCCUACUAAAGAUCAAGUGCCAAAGGGUUAAUUAACAUUCCUGACCCCACUUGCAGGCUUCUGGCAUGGAAGGCCAUAAUGGAGCAGGAUGUGUGCACAGAACACAGACCACAAGAGGGCAUCAGUGCUGCAUAGCAGGGCUGAUCCAGCCAUCCAAACUAAAGGAUCUUCUCUAAAGCCGUCUGGAGCUUAGUGUGUUCAGCAGCAGGGAGGAGGAACUGUGUUGGCUGCUACAACUCUGCUCCCAGGGCACUAGAGAGGCUCAGAGCUGAACCUCCAUAAGAGUCUUUAGACAGGGAGAGAAAGGAAGGGAUUCCAGUAUCCGCUGGCAUAGCUCCAGCUUCAGAGAGAGAAGAGGUAGUGGAGAUGCAAUAUAAACCCAUACAAAGAGGCAGCUGCUGCUGAUCUAGGACUGGGAUACUCACAGUGAUUCUCCCAGGAUAACAAGCACAAAUGGAAAACUCAGUAUUUCCGCAGAGACUUCCCUUUCAUCCUCGUCCCCCAACAGAGGAGAGCACAGUGAUUGGGAACACGGACGCUGUGCGCUGCUGGGAAUGCUUCUGGGAGUUCUGGAACUACGAGACCCCCAAGGUGAUUGUAGUGAAGAACCACAACCUUGGCAUCCUCUACAGGGCGAUGCAGCUUCUCAUCCUGAUCUACUUCAUCUGGUAUGUGUUCAUCAUCCAGAAGGGAUACCAAGAGAGUGAGACAGGCCCCGAGAGUUCAGUCAUCACCAAGGUUAAGGGCAUCACCCACUCACAUGACAAGGUGUGGGACGUGGAGGAGUAUGUCAAACCACCUGAGGGUGGCAGUGUGUUUAGCAUCAUUACACGGGUUGAAGUUACACACUCCCAGACCCUGAAGACCUGUCCUGAGAGUAUGGCAGUCCCUAAUGCUACUUGCAUCUCCGACAGUGACUGUAUAGCUGGGAAGAUGGACAUGCUUGGGAAUGGAGAGAGGACUGGGCGCUGCAUUCCGCAUUACAGUGGGACUGUGAAGACCUGUGAGAUCUUAGCCUGGUGCCCAGUAGAAAAUGGAGGAGCCAUCAGUGACUCCCUGGGGAAGAUGGCUCCACAGUUCACCAUCCUGAUCAAGAACAGCAUUCACUUUCCCCGCUUUGGAUUCUCCAAAGGGAACAUUAAGGAUGAUAAGAAUGGCUACCUGAAACGAUGCACCUUCAAUGAGACCUCUGACCUUUACUGCCCCAUCUUUAGGCUGGGCUUCAUUGUGGAGCAGGCAGGAGAGAACUUCACGGAGCUGGCUGAGAAGGGUGGUGUCAUCGGGGUGAUCAUAAAUUGGAACUGCAACCUGGACCUGCCUGACUCGGCAUGUAACCCCAGAUACUCUUUUCAGAGACUUGAUCCUAAAACGAUUCAGGAAUCUUCUGGCUACAACUACAGGUUUGCCAAGUAUUUCAACUGUAAUGGGACAAACACACGGAUCCUGAUCAAGGCAUAUGGGAUCCGCAUUGAUGUCAUUGUACAUGGCCAGGCAGGGAAGUUCAGCCUGAUCCCUACAAUCAUUAAUCUGGCCACGGCACUGACCUCUGUGGGAGUGGGCUCUUUCCUUUGCGACUGGAUCUUAUUGACCUUCAUGAACAAGAACAAGGUGUACAGCACUAGGAAAUUUGACCAGGGUCCCAUCCUGCAGCCACUGACAGUGAGGGGAUCAUGCACAAGUUGCCAGGCAAAGGCCCCACCAUUGACUUUCACUUGUUUCUUGUUCACUGCAGACCCUCCAGGCAGGUCCAGCCUGCUCUCCACUGCCACUUGGGCAGGGCCUUGCGUUAGCAGGCAGCAGGGAGGCAUAACAGGAACCAUGACAGAAGAUAAGGCAAUACUGACUUAGUGAUAUAGACUAAAAGCUAAGAUGACUGUUUGGGGUGGAUUUUAAGUGGAAAAUCAAAAGAAAAGCUUUCAUUAACCAAAAGCCAGGCAAAAGAUGACUGCAAGUACUUUGGGAUUACCUAAAUUCUUCAGCUGUUUGGUGUAAGAGUUUGCUGGGCUUAGAAUACUGUAUUAUCCUGAACCUGCUGGAACCUCAGUUCUCUUUAAAAACUGACCAAUAAGAUACAAGCAAAAUAUUCCAAGUUGCUGUCAAUUUCCUUAUUGGCUGGCAAAUACUUCUUCCCUAACUCUAAUGAUUUGUGUGUUGCCUACCUGAGACAGAAGUGUGGCUUGCUUCAGUGCCCUGUUGCUGCUCCAUCCAUGAAUUAUGAAAUGCAUGCUGCAAAGUAAGAGGACCUUAUUCACCUCCCAAUGAUGUAAAAGGAAAUUGGCAACAGACACCAUUGGAAGUUCAACUAUGUUGUAAAGCAAGGGGUGACAGUGUACAGCCCAAGAGCCAAAUCCAGCCUGGAAACCAUUUGUAUCCAGUUCACAAAACUGGGAGACUGUUGGCAAGUCAGCAGCAGGAGGAGAGUGGCAAGGGCAGCAAUGUGCCAGGGAGGAAGACCUAAUCCAUUAAAUUGAGACUACUGCUCCUGUAAGGUCACCAACCCCUGCUAUAAAGACCAGAUCAUAAAACAGUGGAAAUAUAAUAGUGAUGAUAGAACUGCUAGAAUAAACUAUCAAGGGAAGUGAUGGAUUUUCCAUCUCUAUAGGUAUUCAGAUCAAAGUGGAUGCCUUUCUGGAAGAUAAACUGUGUUUGGCUAAAGCAUCUUGUUCUCAACUGAGGGGUAAAGGGCAAAAAGUGUAUGGCCCGUGUUGCACAAGAGGUCAGACUAGCUGAUCUCUAGUUUCUACUCUUAAACUUUAUGAAUCUAUAAAAGUGGGUCAGUAGUUCUCCCUGCCGCAGACAGCCAGACAAUGCAGGAAUAAAGCAAGAAGUUAGGAUUUCUUAGGGUGACACCAACAGACCUGAUGAAGAAUGUCUUGCAUUCAAAAGCUUGUCUAACUCUAUUGUCCAAUAAAAGAUAGCACCCUUAGAAAUCCUUGCCUCUCGUAUAAUUCCU
Messenger RNA from Alligator sinensis (Chinese alligator), 3325 nucleotides. RefSeq names its product purinergic receptor P2X 2 (gene P2RX2). Gene Ontology annotation, biological process: response to ATP; monoatomic cation transmembrane transport. Lineage: Eukaryota; Metazoa; Chordata; Crocodylia; Alligatoridae. The record is from RefSeq and is a predicted model, not a curated record. The coding region runs from base 826 to 2220 and encodes 464 amino acids. Gene Ontology annotation, molecular function: extracellularly ATP-gated monoatomic cation channel activity; ATP binding; purinergic nucleotide receptor activity. The transcript has 12 exons. Gene Ontology annotation, cellular component: nuclear inner membrane; plasma membrane.